This is a messenger RNA of Magnolia sinica, 1384 nucleotides long. RefSeq names its product F-box protein SKIP22-like. NCBI's taxonomy places the organism in Eukaryota, Viridiplantae, Streptophyta, Magnoliopsida, Magnoliales, Magnoliaceae. The coding region runs from base 55 to 1131 and encodes 358 amino acids. Gene Ontology annotation, molecular function: protein binding. The transcript has a single exon. The record is from RefSeq and is a predicted model, not a curated record.
UCCCCCUCGAAAUCAUUUCUUGAAGAGAAAGAAAUCCCCCAAACCCUUUCAGACAUGCAAGAGAACCCCAUUCCCAAAAUACCUGAAGAAGCAGAAACCCUAGCUUCUUCCAGUUCAAUCGUAGCCAUGGCCGACGAAUCUCAUCCACCUAAAGAUUCUCGAUUCGUUCCUCAUUUCCUAAAGAAGGUUUACAACUCAGAAAUCGACAACACAAACCUCACCAGCCACCACCUCCUGAUCAUUGCCGUCCAUUCCGUUUUCUUGGAAUCCGGAUUCAUCGCCUUCGAUCCCACAUCAAAGAUCGACGGCAUCCGUCUCCCGAAAGGAUGGGCAUCUAUGGUGGCCACUUCCACGGUAUGUAUACGGUACACGCUCCCCGAUCUUGUAAAUUCCGAUCGCGAUUCCUGUGCAGAAACUGCCAUCUUGAAAUUCCAGAUUUUGGGGAAUUUCGUAACCGUGUAUGGUAUCUUGAGCUUGAACAGUUCGGAUGUGUUCCGCAUCUUUCUCGAUGUGUCCCGUUUUGUCCCGUCGAUUGAUUUCGUGCUGAGGAAUGUGGAAGACGGGAAUUUGCAAACGGUGCACGAAAAGGUUGUUUUCGAAUUCUGGAAGAUUGUCAAGGACGGGCUUUCGUUGCCUCUCCUUAUAAGCCUCUGUGACAAGACUGGGCUGCCGCCUCCACCGUGCUUUACGAUACUGCCAGUCGAUAUCAAGAUUCGGAUUCUUGAUUUUCUAUUGGGCAUCGAUAUUGCGCGGGCUGCUUGCGUGUACUCGGAAUUGAGGUACCUGGCGUUGAACGAUGAUCUGUGGAGGAAGAAGCUUGGGGAGGAGUUUGGUGAGAUCCAUACGAAGGGACUGAAUGCAGGGCACUGGAAGGAGAAUUUCAAGGUGUGUUGGCAAAGGAGGAAGGGGCAGAUGAUGCCAUUGUGGCAGGAUCGCCGUCUAUACUUCCCUACCAGACGACCCGAUCCGGUUCCAUUUGGUGCUCCUGGAUUUCCUAUAUUUGGUGGAGAUUAUGAUAGAUUGCCGGCUAUUCUUGGUGAUGUUCCUUUUGCACCCCGUCGUGGAUUUCCUCGAUUUCCAGCUAGGUGGAAUUUUUCACCUAACUGCAAUCUUGGUGGAUUCAAUGUCUAGAUUGGUCACACCACACAAGUUGGGUUUUCCGUCAUUGCAGGGUGUGAUGCUUCUGAGGUAUAUGCAUGUUAUGUGAAUAUAUACGCUUAGGUGGAUGUUUUCAUGUUUGCACAUGGUUCAUUUGUUACCUGUCAUACUUUUUUGCCUUGUUGUUUUGUAAUUGAAUGAUACAUUUUGUUCUCCUAAUCUGUGUAAAACAAUUUCAAUUUCCAAUGAUGACAUGCAACGAGAGUCCAACUAGGACAAAUUUCAC